Molecule: messenger RNA, 1174 nt
Organism: Styela clava
Lineage: Eukaryota; Metazoa; Chordata; Ascidiacea; Stolidobranchia; Styelidae
Source: RefSeq, a predicted model, not a curated record
UUGCAGAAUUAUCAUUGAGUGAAAUUAAUUAUAAUGUCGACCGUGAAAUAUCUGUGCUGUUUCGCUAUAUUGGCGUUACGCAUCGAGUUAUCAUAUGGGGAUUGCAACGUAAUGGCAGAGUGUGAAAAUGGAUUGCAAUGGAAAAGAUGGACGAAUAGUUACGAACCAGGGAAGCCUGGAAAACGGGGUGCACCAGGACCACAAGGUCCGCCUGGUGCUAAGGGUGAACCGGGAGAAACGAUUGGUGUCAUUCCUGCACCUGAAAAGGAUGAAACAACACCCGCAAUGCACUUUCUGGGCCAUACAGUAACUUGGAACACCGCAAAAACUUUCUGUCACGUUACAGGAAAAAAACUCUGUAGAACAAACGAAUUGUGUCCCAGCAACCAAGGAGGACGCCAAAUGAUUCACGAUGCUAUUCCAGGAGAUCACUGGGUCCCAGUGCUUGAUGGAUCAAACAAAUGGAUGCAGGCUGGAGAUUCUAGACGGUUUACCUGUCACACACACACUGAAACACACCGAGGAAGUAUGGCGUCAUGGGGAACCUCCAACAGUCCAGCUCCUCAUAAGGGUUAUGUGUAUUGUUGUGGAGAGAAAUAUACAGGUCCACGUUAUCAAUACAUUGGGAAGGCAGCUACAUAUGAUAUGUCAAAACAGCAUUGUGUGAAUCAAGGCAGAAGAUUGUGUCAUGCAGGUGAAAUUUGCACCAACAACAAACCCAUAUAUGGUAUCAUAGCCCGUGAUGCGUGGAUUGCUGCGAAUGAUCGUCAUAAUGAAUGGGUUCAAAUUGGCAAUGCAAAUACAUGUGCUUUGCAUGGUGCCCUCCAUUCGUCAUCCGCUUGGGGAAUCAGAACUGAUGGAACAUUAUAUGAUUUUCUGGGUUUCGUACUCUGUUGUCAAAACUAAAACGAACCGAAGAGACCAAGAAUGAAGAAGCCAACGCCAAAAUGCUGACUAUAAGAUCAAAGAAAACAAUAUUUCUAAUCAUUCUAUGUUGUUUUUACUAUUUUUUUGUUCAUAAAUCUUGUUUUUAAACAAGUAUUUUAUUAUGAAAAGCAGUUGAGGGUAACAAACAAUUUGCAGGUAUAUAAACUUUUAUCCUGAGUUUUGGUGUUUGUAAAUUUAACCUUACGUGUCAAAUAAAUAAAUGAACACAUCAGUGUUCUCAAUCGUG